This is a messenger RNA of Cotesia glomerata, 3185 nucleotides long. RefSeq names its product trehalase-like. Bases 281 to 2437 code for a protein of 718 amino acids. The record is from RefSeq and is a predicted model, not a curated record. Gene Ontology annotation, biological process: trehalose catabolic process. Gene Ontology annotation, molecular function: alpha,alpha-trehalase activity. The transcript has 8 exons. Lineage: Eukaryota; Metazoa; Arthropoda; Insecta; Hymenoptera; Braconidae.
UACAUAUUGCCUACAUUUUACACAUGACAGUGAUUAUUACUCCAAUAGUUAAUUCCAUUUAUUAUCUUAUUGUCUCACGAGACUGAGAAUUGCGUCAGGUAGACAAAAAAAUUGUUGGGUAGUUAAAAAACAAGCGCUAUCUGAAUAUAAGUUUUAAUCUAUUUACUGACAGUGAUUUAGUAAAUAAUAAAGUAAAGUACCGAGUGUUGUGCUCAGCUGAACGGCUUUAAUUAAAUGGCUAAUAAUAAAAGUAAAUAAUUUAUUUGCAGACAAACUAAUCAUGUUGAUUGUGCAACAAACCCGAGGUAUAGCCUCAGCAAACUCUGUGAUUCGCUGUUUUUAUUGUGCUAAAAAUUUCCAUAAAUCAACCAGCAAGAAAAUAAAAGACUCUAAAAUUUUACGAGAUGUCCAGCUAUUUGAUAUUCGUUGCAGUAAAAUAAAUGAAAAAUUACUGCGGUAUCAGCUGCUUGAUAGAAAAAAUGUGGCUUUGCUGAAACAAAAACCUUCGCGCAAAUUGCGCAAAUCACCGGGGAGUAAUUUCAACCCUAUUACAAGAAACAACAUUUAUUGUCAUGGAGAUUUACUGCAUGAAGUACAAAUGUCCCGGAUUUUUCCCGACUCCAAGACAUUUGUCGACAUGAAAAUGAAACACAGUCCUGAAGAAACUCUCAAAAAAUUCGAGACGAUGAUGAGCCACAUAAAAGAGCGGCCUCCGCCUCUAGAAGAAAUAAAACGCUUUGUAGAAGACAAUUUUGACGAAGCGGGCUCUGAGUUUGAAGACUGGAACCCCGUUGACUGGCGAAAGGAGCCCAAAUUUUUGAAAAGUAUUAAAGACCCAAAUUUGCGGAAAUUUGCGUCUGAUCUCAAUGACAUUUGGAAACUGCUGGGGAGAAAAAUGAAGGAGGACGUCCGUAUUAACCAGGAUCUCUACUCGAUUCUCUACGUACCUCAUCCCGUGAUUGUACCCGGUGGGAGAUUCCGCGAGUUCUACUACUGGGACUCUUACUGGAUAAUAAAAGGACUCUUGCUGUCGGAGAUGCAUGCCACGGUACGGGGAAUGCUGACCAACUUUGUGUCCAUUGUCAAGCAGAUUGGAUUCAUUCCUAAUGGCGGAAGAAUUUAUUAUACCAUGAGAUCUCAGCCGCCCAUGCUCACUCCCAUGGUUAAAAUUUAUAUCGAUGAUACUAAUGACACUGAGUGGCUGAAAGAAAAUCUUUGGCUGCUUGAAAAGGAAUUUGACUUUUGGAUGACCAAUCGCACUGUUAAGGUGGAGAAGGAUGGACGGAAUUAUACUUUAGCUAGAUAUUAUGAAAAUUCAAGCGGACCUAGACCUGAAUCUUACCGGGAAGAUAUCAUGGCAGCUGAAAAUCUUCGUAGUGAAGAAAAAGAAGAAUAUUACAAAGAAAUAAAAAGCGCGGCUGAGUCAGGCUGGGAUUUUUCUAGCCGUUGGUUUAUACUUGACGGCACAAACAAAGGAAAUUUGAGUAAUCUCAAAACAAGAUACAUUGUCCCGGUUGAUCUCAAUGCAAUUAUUUACCGCAACGCUAUUUUACUGGCUGAAUUCAACGAAAUGAUAGGUAACUUUGACAAAGCCGCGAAGUAUCGUCAGAUAGCUGAGGAGUGGAAAGAAGCUAUCGACGCAGUGCUCUGGCACGACGACGUGGGAGCCUGGUUGGACUAUGAUAUCCUAAAUGGUGUGAAACGCGACUACUUCUAUCCAACGAAUAUUCUCCCACUCUGGACCGAGUGUUACGACAUCACUAAGCGCGAGUACUACGUCGACAAAGCCCUCAAGUAUCUUGACAAAAGUCAAAUAAUGCUGAAUCUCGGUGGUAUUCCCGCGACAUUUGAGCACUCCGGCGAGCAGUGGGACUAUCCUAAUGCCUGGCCGCCGCUGCAAUAUUUUGUUAUCAUGGCUCUAGAUAAUUGCAAUGAUAUCCACGCGCAGAAGCUGGCUUAUGAGCUCAGUGAGAUAUGGGUGAGAAGUAAUUACAAAGCUUUUAAAGCUAAUCACAGUAUGUUUGAAAAGUAUGACGCAACUGUUUCGGGCAGUGGAGGCGGCGGUGGAGAGUACACAGUGCAGCUGGGUUUCGGUUGGUCAAACGGUCUUAUUUUAGAUUUAUUAAACAAAUACCACAGCACCCUUUCAGCAGACAGUCGGUUUAUUCCAACUAUGCUUGAUGACAGCCCAUCGGACCUGGAAAAUUUAAUACCGAACACAGUGAGCGGGGUAUCAACUGCUGGACAGAUGAUGACUGCCCUACUUGCACUCAUCAUAACUAUCGCCGCAGGAUUUAUUGGAUUGGUUGUGUACAAGCGGCGUAAUUAUUGCUCUCUCAGUUCAUCAAUUCCAAGUGGCGCGCGUAAAGCUGCGAAUAUUGCUGAUGAGCGAAAACAUAUUGUGUAUACAGAAUUAAAAAGUAUGAGCAACGAUUGACCACUCAGGUAAUUAAAAAUUAAAAAUAGCGAGUAAUUAAAGUGGAUAAUUAACCAAAUAGUUUUUGUGUUGACAAUUGUGAAAAUUAUUACUUCAAACAAGGAUAAAAAACUCUCUGAUUAUUUAAUACGUGACACUAUUGGGAUGAAAGUGCAAUUGCGAGUGUAAUUUUAAUGAAUGAUUUUAAUCAAAGCGAAUGUUUUAAAUGCAACUAGUUGAUUUAAAAGUUUACAAUUAUUUAUAAAUGCAAUAGACUCAAUUUUUUGACAAAUAUUUAAUAGAACUGAUUUUAUUUUAUUUUAAUUCAUAAGUUUAGACAAGACGUUUGUGAGAAUAAUAUCAAUUUAUUGACGAUGUAUCAAAUAGAUUUUAAGUGUAAUUACGUGUGAAGAAACUUUGUGAUAUAAAUAUUUUUCAAAACGGUAAUGUCUUUUGAUGACGAUAAUUGCCUAGAACAAUAAAACAUUGAAUAGAAAUAAAUUGUAAAAAUUAAAAGCCCGACAAUCUUCUGCCUCUUGCUGACAUGGCUUGAAAAGUAUUGUCGUAAAUUUAGUGUCACUAUUUUAUUUAUAAAUAUCAAUCCUUUGAGAUUUUUUAAACUAAUUUAUACGUAAAAUAAUAACUCAAUAUAUUUUAGUUAUUCAAUAGUUAAUUUUUUUCACUUGUACAUGUUUUACAUAAAUUACAGUUUGUAUAAUUCGUCACAAUAAUAUUCACAUGUAUUAUAUUAUAUAUUUAUAAUUAUUAA